Messenger RNA from Cryptomeria japonica (Japanese cedar), 1032 nucleotides. RefSeq lists its product as uncharacterized. The coding region runs from base 133 to 813 and encodes 226 amino acids. The record is from RefSeq and is a predicted model, not a curated record. The transcript is spliced from 3 exons. Gene Ontology annotation, molecular function: protein dimerization activity. NCBI's taxonomy places the organism in Eukaryota, Viridiplantae, Streptophyta, Pinopsida, Cupressales, Cupressaceae.
AAAUGUGAAAUCCUUUGGCGCAUCAUUGAUCGUAGGUGGACAAACCAACUCCACCAACCGAUACAUGCCUUCGCCUACUUUUUGAACCCGAAAUUCUACUUCUCUGAUUCAUUUAGGGCUGAUGAGGAGGUCAUGGCAGGUGUUAUUACAUGCAUUGAUAAGAUGACACCUGAUCCUGAGUUGAGAGACAAGGUUCUUGAUGAGUUGGAGAUCUACAAAAGUGCAGAGGGGAGACUCUUCUCAUCACAACUAGCAAUUGAUAGGAGAGGAAAACAACAACCAGAUUUAUGGUGGGAGAAUUAUGGUGCCGGCACGCCUAAUCUUCAAAAGAUAGCUAUCCGUGUUUCGUCUCAGCCAUGCAGUGCUUCUGGGUGUGAACGAAAUUGGAGUGUCUUUGAGAGCAUUCACACAAAGAAGAGAAAUAGAUUGUCACAAAAGCGGCUCAAUGAUCUAGUAUUUGUUCGGUACAACCUUCGCCUUCGAGUUAGACAGGUGGAGGGUGUUUCACAUGAGGCCAUUGACUUGGAUGAAAUUGAUCCAUAUGGUGAUUGGACCAUGAAUGAACAAAAUGAUGGCGAUGAUGUCCUCCUUACCGAAGAAGAAAUUGCAGAAAUAGAGAGAGGAGCAGCACAAGAUGCAGAAGGAGCAAGAUUGGAUGAAGAUGAGGACGAAGAUGAGGAUGAUGAUGAGGACUUUGACUUUGAAGAAGAAUCAUCUCACCAUUUAGAUACCACAACACCCACUGCUACUACUUCUAGCUCAAGGCCUGAAAAAUUGAGCUAUAUUAGGAAAAAUACAAAGAGGAAGAUGUAGUCUUCUCUUUGGUUUGUUCAUUCACAUUGUUGUUUUUCACAUUUGCAGUUGGACUUGGACAUAUCAUUAUAUGUAAUUUUGUGAACAUUUAUAUACUUAUGCUGCCAUUAUACAUUUUAGAGUUGAAAGUUGAAACUUGAAUAUGCUGCCAUGAAUGAUGAAAUUUCAAAUAUUGCGUGUUUGUACUUUGUAGAUCAUAUGACAUGUGUAAUGUUUCAA